This is a messenger RNA of Salmo salar (Atlantic salmon), 2207 nucleotides long. RefSeq names its product cell adhesion molecule CEACAM5-like. NCBI's taxonomy places the organism in Eukaryota, Metazoa, Chordata, Actinopteri, Salmoniformes, Salmonidae. The record is from RefSeq and is a predicted model, not a curated record.
UAACCCACAUAAAGGUCCAAACACUAGCGGCGCUUUUCUGGCACUGUUGGAUAAUGUCUUGUUUUUGAAUUGGUUCCUGAUAAGAUUGUCAGCCAGUUUUUUCUGAGGUAUAAGGGUAGAACAGCUGUUGGGUGGACAUUUCAGCCACUUAGUAACCUGGAUCUCGGCAGCAGAACCAUGGUUCUCCUCUGCACAUUUAGUCUGUCUCUGCUGCUCACCUGCCUGGCAGGAACACUUGCCAGUGAGAGAGAGCAGGGCAGGACAUCGGAGGAAACCACACCAUAUGGGCCGUCCUUUGUGAAGAUCAGUGGGGUGAACACAGUGACGGUGGAAGUUCCUUAUGGCUUCCAGUGCUCAGCCAAUUGCUUUCCAGCCUGCACCUUCACCUGGACCAGAGGAGGGCUCACCACCCAGGGCCCAGAGCUCAACCUCCAGCUGAAGGAGCAGGUUCCUCCACAGGUCCUGAUCUGUACGGCUAUAAACCCCACCACUGGGAAGUCAGUGACGGUCAGCAAAACAGUCAACGUGACGGCUGGACCGUCCAAUAUAAAGAUCACAGGUCCUGAUACACUGUCCAGUGGAGUGACGUCCAACUUUUCCUGCUCUGCUGAUUGCUACCCGUCCUGCUCCUACACCUGGACAAUUAGUUCUGAAGCACAAAGCACAGUGACAACCAAAUAUGGUCAAACCAUCUCCGUCACACCUGACUCCUGGGAGAUUGCAGAGGAAUUGAUCUGUGAGGCUCAGGACACUGUCUCACUCCUCUUCAUCUCAACCUAUGUUACACCUUAUGUGGCCCGCGGACCGGAGGCCAUUUUGAUCACGGGUUCCAGCUCAGUGACAGUAGGAGACACUUACAACUUUGUGUGCCUUGUUGACUGCACCCCCUCCUGUACGUUUACCUGGACAUUCAAUGGAAAGAUCUUCAAUGGCGACGAGAUCCAGUUGCCCAUUUUCCAUAAGGGCGAUAAGCCCAUGGUUGGCAGUAAACUGGUGGUUACUGUUGAUGAGUACAGGCACAAUGAGGCACUGACGUGUGAGGCCAAGAAUGUUGCCUCAGGGGUCACUGCUGUUAGCACCAAGAUCCUGACCGUCACUGAUCCUAUCUCUGUACAGCCGGCAUCCCAGAACAAGCCCUUGGCACACCAGCCCUUCUCACUGCAGUGUGUGGGCUCUCAGAAUCCAGCCUCCAUUUUGUGGUUAAAAAAUGGCCUCCCUAUAGCUGUGUCCGGCAGGGUCAGUCUCUCCCCCAACAACAUCACUAUGUCUUUUAGUCCUCUGCUCCAGUCUGAUGGUGGGCUGUACCAAUGCAUCGUUUCUCAGGGGGGAGCACCCAUCAAAGGGGUUGGGUACCAACUGAAUGUAAAUUAUGGACCACUUCAAGCUGUUAUCAUCCAAUCUGGCAAAGGCCCAGUAGGUAAAGUCCUGUAUCUCCUGCCUGGAUCAAAGACAGACCUUCAGUGUUCGGCCCUGUGCUACCCCACCUGUACCUACACCUGGAUAUACGAGGGGAGGCUGGCAGAGAUGAACGCCUCCUUCUCCCUCACACCUGAGACCACCAUGGACGGAGGACCACUCAGCUGUGUGGCUUACAAUUCAGUGACCAAUGACAACAGCACUGCCAAUACCUCAGUUGUGUUAAUUGAUGGACCAUCUAACGUGACCAUCUCAGGACCAGGUGCCCUAGAGGUAGGGAUCAAGGCCAGCUUCAAGUGUAUUGCCCAGUGCUCUCCCUCUUGCAGCUACACCUGGAGUGUGUAUGGUCGGACCAUGCACGGCCGUGUGGUUGAUAUAACCGUCAACCGUUACGUGGCCACUGAGUCUUUCAGCUGCGAGGCACACAACACGAUCACCGGGAAGACAGCCACAGCCAAUGAGACACUCAGUGUCACAGAUUCUCACUGGUGUGGAUGUUGAAAGUCAAGAGAAGAAUUCCAUUCAAUGGCGGUGGGACAACAAUGCAAUCUAACAGUGUCUUUAUUAUCUUGUACUGCUGUUUGGAAAAUGUGUGCUUUAUUAAUGAAGAUCGACAGACUUCCUGUAAUUGGUUUACUUUCCACAGUCUAUACUUUCGUGCCAACCUUAGUCCAUGUGUAGAGGACACAAAAACCUAUAUUUUACAGUUAAUGUGUGAAAAUGCUAUUUGCUGAAAAGUAUCUUUUCCGUAUCUGCACUUCCAGUGAUCAUCAAUAAAGAUUGUCAAUUUA